Pseudopipra pipra is the source of this 10198-nucleotide messenger RNA. RefSeq names its product RNA polymerase II associated protein 1 (gene RPAP1). The record is from RefSeq and is a predicted model, not a curated record. The coding region runs from base 4105 to 8427 and encodes 1440 amino acids. Lineage: Eukaryota; Metazoa; Chordata; Aves; Passeriformes; Pipridae. Gene Ontology annotation, biological process: transcription by RNA polymerase II. The transcript has 24 exons.
CAGCCCGCGGGGCCCCAGCGCUUCGCCUUUACCCUCGUGUAAAGAGGAGCGCGACUACAGGAGCCGCGGCCCUCUGGGCCAGCGACCGUGCCCCCCCCGUGCAUAGAGAUGCUGCGGGGCCUGUUCUGCUGGGUCUCUCCUCCCUCUUUCCCUUCCUCCUCCCGUUAGAGGGGCCUCGCCUGGCCGAGUCUCCGUCUGCGGGUUUAAGACUUCGAGUCUGACUGUUUUGGGAAAGCCCGUGAGGGCUAUGAAGACAGUGGGAGCGCCGGGAUGCGUCACGUCUUUAGUGUGUUAAUAGCAACUUGUUGCUUUUCGUUUUAUUUUGUGCUGUGAUGGUGCCUGUUUAUUGCAGAGGGUCUUGAGGCAGGCUGGGCACAGCGGCGUUUCUGAAGGCAGGGUGCUGUGUGCAUGCGCGCGGUAUGUACCCGGCAGGUAGAGUCACAGUCACCGAACCUUAUGGGACCAGCCUGAGAUGCAGAGCCUCUUUGAGGAGGAUUUUUUGCACUACUGACUCUUUGAACUGGGGUGUUCCUUCUGGGACGAGUGUCUUUACAGGUAUCUGCCUUCCCCAUAGCAGCUAAAACUUGCUACUUGUGUCGUGAAGUCUGGGUGUUUCAGAUUGUUACUCAUUACGAUAUUGUGUGCAAGAAAGGGUUUUCGUGACAGAGCAGAGCAUGCACAUCAUCAUUUUGCAAAGGAGCCAGUAAUCCUCAGUGAGGCUUUUGUUGACUGCUAAUCUAGAGUGGGGAAAUUGUACCUUUUCACUGGCUGCUGAGCUGCCCGGGAGAGACUGAGAUGUGGCUCUCUGCUUCUCCUUUUGACUUCUUACCUCAACCAACAAGAUCUGAAGAAAGAGGUUUUUUUGUGACAGCAGGACCUUGUAUUCUUCUUUCAGCCAAAUCUGAUAACUUUAUCAAAAGAGUGCAAAGUUGUAGACUUCAGGAUCGGUAAAAAACCUUCCUCAGGGGUCAGAAGUGACGGUAUCGGUAGGAGACAAUUAUUUGCUGCUACCGAUACUUGCUGUCUUUUCUCUUUUGACUGUGUCUAGUUCAUAGAUGUUGUUGUAAUGCAGGUGACUCCCUUGGGCUGUCAGGCUCCGCUGCUGCAGAAGAAAAAUGCAUUGUAAAUGCAGACGGGCUAGAAGAAAUUAAAAAGCCUAACAGUGUAGAUCAUAUCAAGAAAAUACAGUUUUUUGUAACCUGAUGGAAACGGUAAAAAACUUGCACAGGAGUGGAUAGGUAGUUUGAUCAAAUGCUGUGCUUGAAUCUUACAUGUCUUUCUAGGACAAAAUCCUCUCUGGGUUGCACAUGCUGGCUGGCUGGUGGUCCCUCUUGGCAAACAGAUUGUGUAUGGUGAGUUUUUAAGUAGCGAGUUGCUAGCUGGGAGGUAACCAGAGUGCAGGAUGCUGGGGUCAGUGCUGAUCAGGAGUUUGUUGUUUGUGCUGCGUGUUUUCUGUGAGCUCUGGUGGGUGAGAAUUACUCCUUCCGCUGGCCAGGGCAGUGUUGCUGAUGUGCUUAGAUGGCUUCCAGGGGCCAUGGAAAAAGGUACCAUUAGAAUGCAAAGUAUUUUUGCUCCAUUCUGUCUGUCUGUCUGCAAGUGCCAUGUGUAUUUAAGCCAUGCCUUUGAGGAAAGGUUUUCUGGAAUAACAUCCAACCUUGUUAGAUAUUGGCUGCUUAGUUGGCUUGUUGUGCCUGCCAGUUUCCCAGCGAAAGGAAGGCAGUUCUCAAGGCCUCCUGUAUUUUUUUAAUUAACUUUUUCUGAUAGACAGAGACUUGGAGAAGUUUCUGUACAGCGCUGUGUGGAGGAGGCUUGGUGCAGAGAGAUUAGCAGCACCCUUUGCUUCUAGCUGGGUGGUUUGUGUCUGUUAAUCCUGGCAUCCUCCUCUUUUGGGCUUUGAAGCCUGUGAUGACAGGGCAUGGAACACUUGGUGUUGGGUGUGUGUGGUGCUGCUUGUGCAUAUCAAAGAGGGUCCAAGCAACUGAAAUGUGGCUGUGGGAGCCCCACUGUGGCAGAAAGCUCCAUAAAUAACCAGCAAGUGGGUGUGUGCUUCUGCUCGGAGUAUCCACAGAAAAAAGGAGCUGUCUGCAGAAGUUGCAAUUUUUGCAGUGCAGCAAGGGAGGUGGGCUGAAAGGGAGUGUUUCUGCAUUCUCAGCAUCAGUGAGAGCCGCAGUGAGAUCCCAGGUGUUGUUGUGUGAAGUCCUUCUCUGAGAGUAGUAAGGCACUGUAGAAGGGUGCUCCCUGCCCUUCCUGCCCUGCAGUAGCUUUUGCAGGUGGCUGUGUUGCCUAAAUGUCCUUGACCACACUGUUAGAGAAAUUGGGCGUUUUCCCUGUGUGAUGGGGAAGGGUUUUAUUGUUGAGAGGGUUCAGGGAAGUUCCCCUUGUUGCUGCUUGUGCCAUAUGUGAGUCUGGUGUACAGGGAAGCUGUUGUUGUGGGCCUCUUGAGCUGACAGCUUCCAUAAAUGUCAGCGUUUUGAGAUCCCUGAAAUGGAGCAAAUAGCUGGUGACGUUGGCAUUGGCUGGAGUGUUCUGUUUCCUCAGUCAUGAAGUACUGAAGUGAAUGGAGGGUCCCUGGAAACGUUGCAACCCCUGCAAAUCCCGAGAUUUUGUUGAGUCUGACGUGGUUGGUGGUUUUACACUAAUGCCUUGACUAAAAGCACCAACCAAACGUAAAACUUCCUGUCUGCCUUUGUUCUCUUAGAACCAGCAACAUCACACCUAACCAACCUUGGUGAAGAGCGAGAUCCCUGAAAGGAGUAUAACAGUUCCAAGCGUAGCUCAUAAAUGCUGCAGGAAGUAAUUCUUGUUUCUGUCAGCAUCUUUCCCACAAGGUAGCUCCCCACGUGUUUUCCAGUCCAGUAGGAUAUGAAUAGCAUAAGACCAGACAUUGGCUUCAGGGCAGUGGCUGUGCCUGCCCAAUGAUUGCACUUUGUUUUGGUCUGAGGUUAAGAGAGAGAUUCACUUCCAAGCUUUGCACUUUCUCAUGCGUGCAGCCUGUCCAUAUGGCAGAUAACUGUGCCUUUAAAAAUCCAUAUCCACUUUCCUUUCCAUCUUCCCAAUAAGUCAUCACUGAGUCCUGAUGGACUUUUGCAAGUGGAAGAGAUCAAAUAGGUACAAAUUGUUUCAACGUAGCAAGCGUGGGAGGGUGUCAGGUCUGCAGCAUUAUUGCUGCUCAGUGACUCAGUUCGUGUGUAAUGCAUUUGCAAACACUCUACUUGCUGCCUGUGAGAAAUGGAUUGGUGGUCCCAGGCCAAGGGAAUAAGAGGUGGGUGUAAUAGUUAGAAAUAUUUUCCUGCCCAGUAGAUGGGAGGUGGAAUAGUUGCCUUCCCGGUAAGUUCUCUUGUACACAGAAGUAAAAGUCUUUAUAAAUCUCCCCAAAGUGUCCUGGGCAGUGAAUGAAGAUGGUUGGAAGUAGCAUGGCUUCUACCGAUAAGAGGGUGGUGAAAGAGUGAGACAGAACUAAAGCAGGAGAACUAUGUCAGGAAGAAAAACGUUUUUGACUUGGGAGAUUUGAGUGAGAAGGAGAGCAAACAGAGUCAGUGAGUGUGUUGUCCCUGUCCAUGUGGGCAGGCUCUUGCACCCUGACAGGGAUGGUAGUGCUAGGAUCCAGAGAAGAUAUUAUCCUGGGUGGCGGGCAUUUGUGUGAUACUGUGUCUCUGAUUUCUUGGUUGAUAUCGAUAAUGGACUAAGUCAAAUCUCUUGUCAUGGACCAGGUGCUGCCCUGACUUUGCAAAUCCAAGGACAUGUUGUUGGCAUUCUGUCAGUGAUGCACUUUUUGGCUGGAUUUUUGCUGGAUGGAUGCGAUUCUGCUCCCAGUGGACUGGUAGACCAGAUGUUGGCUUGUCUAGUAGUGUGUUGCUCAGCAAUGAAGAACGAGGCAGCAGUUUGUCUGGGACUCUGGUUCAUCUAGUUGCGUCCUGGGGUGAUCCUGAAAUAGGAUGGCUGUAUUAUUUACAGGAACAUAAAAGUGGGACAAAAAUGAACAGUUUUCCCAUGCUGUCUUCAUCCUAAUUCCCGGCAAUCCAGUUCUGUAACCAGUUUUCAUUGUCUUCAGUAGGUUCUAUGUGAACAGCACAUAGGACUAGACUGCAAGAGCAAGAAGGCAGGAUGUUGUCAAGACCAAAACCUGGGGAGUCUGAGGCAGACCUGCUGCACUUUCAAAACCAGUUCCUGGCAGCCAGAGCUUCACCUGCAGUGAAGAUUGUGAAGAAAGCAGAUAAGAGGAAAGGGGAGGAAGGGAGCAUAGAUGCUGGGAGACCCCCGCUACAGGACAGCAAGGAUGUAGUCAUGUUGGAUGAUUUUCCUGAUAUUCUCCCAGCUCUAACUCCAGCUCCUCCAAAAAAGUCCAAGAUCAAAAAUGCUUCUGUCCACUUUGAGGAUGAAGAUCCGGAGGACACACUGGAGAGUCAUGAUCAACACAUUACAGCAGUCUUAAGCAAAAUUAUUGAACGAGACACCAGUGCAGCAGCAGUGACCAUGCCAGUGCCCACGGGAGAUCCAUUUCCAAGGUCAUUUCACCGCUCUGAGAUAAAAAAUGAGGUAAAGGUGGGAUCUGGAAGAAAAAGCAUCUUUGCGCAGAAGAUGGCAGCGAAAAGAACUGCUGAAAAGGCAGCAACAGCUCCCUCUGCUGCCGACUGUGUGCAAGUAAGAUCAGCUGCGCUGGAUGCCUUGGAUUCUCAGGAAUCAGCGGGAGAGACACCUCUCCCCAGCAUCAGGGGUGAUCUUACCAAUAAAGGUGGUGACUUUUCGACCUCUCAGCGUCCUUGUCUCAUAACGGGAGAGGGUCUUGGAAGCCAAAAGAGUGAGCAGGAAGCUGAAGCUAUUCACAAAGAGAACUUGGAGAAGCUGCGGUCCAUGUCUGAGGAAGAGAUCCUGCAGGAGCAGGCAAGGCUUCUGGCUCAAAUGGAUCCCAGUUUAGUUGCUUUCUUAAAGUCACAACGUGGUAACAAUGAAGGCCAGAAAAAAGAGUUAAAAAUGGAACAGAACAGACCAGAGGAGUUUGUGGAAUCUCUGCCCAUGGCUCAGCAUGGUGUAAGAUCAUCUCUUUCCAUGCAGGAGUUAGGUCUGGAAGAAUCUGUGAGGAAGGAAGAAAAUGUGAAGGUAGAAAUCACAGAUGAUGAUCUGCCUGUGAAACCGAGGAAGGAAUGGAUUCACAUGGACAAUGUGGAGUUUGAGAAGCUAGAAUGGAUGAAAGAUUUGCCCUCACCCCGGCAGAAGAAAACCAAAGAGGGAAUGCAAGCUCGAUUCAGUUUAAAAGGAGAAUUGAUUCCUGCAGAUGCUGAUUUGCCAACACAUCUAGGCUUGCAUCACCAUGGAGAAGAGGCAGAGAGAGCUGGUUAUUCUCUCCAAGAACUCUUUCAUUUGUCUCGCAGCCAAGUUACACAACAGAGGACACUGGCUCUGCAGGUCCUAGGUCGUAUUGUUCAAAAGGCCAGGGCUGGAGAGUUUGCUUCCUCCUUGAAAGGCAGCGUUCUGCGUCUGCUGCUUGAUGCUGGGUUUCUCUUCUUGCUGCGCUUCUCUCUGGAUGAUGCAGUGGAUAAUGUCAUGGCAGCAUCUGUUGGUGCUCUCCGGGCUCUACUGGUGUCCCUUGAUGAUGAGAAAUAUCUUGAUUGGACUUUCUCAUGGUACCAAGGGAUGGCUACAUUCCCCUUUGUCCCCAACAAGGAGGAGGAAGAAGAGGAGGAAGAGGAAGAAUUAAAUGGAACAGAGAAAUCUCAAGAUAAAAAAUUAAAGGAUGAAAACAAGCCAGAUCCAGAUGUGGCCCGAUAUGAUGUUGUAAAGGGACUUUUAAAGACACGGAUCCAGCACCGGCUGAGGUACAUCCUGGAGGUGGUGCGACCUGUUCCAGUGGUAGUCCUGGAUAUACUGCACAUCCUCACCCACAUAGCAAGGCACUCCUCUGAAGCAUGUAGCCAGCUGCUUGACUGUCCUCGGUUGAUUGAGACCAUUGUCAGGGAAUUUCUUCCUACUCAGUGGGAUCCCCAAGUGGCCGAACCAGGAUUUUUACUUACCAGUCUCCAUGGAGUUGCUUGUGCCAGUGCUAUGAAGUUCAUCAGAGUGUUGGCAUCUGGAGGCCGAAAUGCAACAGCCAGGCUGCUUAACAAAUUUGAAAUGAAAAGUCGGUUAAGUCGAUUUAUAGCUGAAGACCCUCUGGAUCUGCUUCUGCCAAGGGAAGAAGCCAUAAGGCUAAGCACGGAAGCCUUGCGGUUUUGGGCUGUGGCUGCUGGUUAUGGACAGGCCUGUGAUCUCUACAGUGAUCUCUACCCUGUGCUGGUGAGGAUACUGCAGUCCCUGCCCGAGUUGCUCAGAGCUUGCGCUGGUAGGAGCCCUAUGGUUGAGCUGUCUGUCCAGCGAGCUGCGGCAGUAGUUACUCUGUUGAUACAUGUGACACAGACAGCAGGCUACACGGCAGAGCUGCAGGCCAAGCUGAGCAGUAAUAGCUCAGAAGAUAGUGUACAGAUUCCACCUCCUCCAGUAGCAUGGAAUCAAGUGUCAGGCUUACAGCCCUUCCUUGAGACAAGUCUGAAAAAAAUCCUUCAAGAGAUAUCCCAUACAGAAACUUGGCAAACUCUACAGCCUCUGACCACAGCUUGUGUGAUCUACUUGGGAGUUUAUUACAGUGCUUGCAGCCAACAGCCAUCAGUCAAUCCAAUUGACUGCUUAGAGGAACUGGAACGUUUGACAUCUCAGGUGCUGCAGCCCCUUCUCAGCCAGCCAGCCAUACAGAGCAUGUGGGACUUGCUCAGGCCGUGUUCUGCUUUGUGCAACCCUCUGUCCUGUUCCCCGGCACCAGAAUCCGUCAUCAGCAUUUCAUCUCUGAGUUGCACUGGAGGCAAACCUCCUUUGAGCCUGGUUGGCUCCAAGUCACCUUUCCCCUUCCUUACUGCCCUCCUGUUUCUCAUCAAUAGUAUCACUGAUAUUCACAAGGACCUGACCAGCAAGUACAGCUCUGUGCUGGGCUUCAGAGGCUUGAAGGAUUAUCUGCAUCAAAGCUGGCAGACUGGACCUCCCUCUGUGACUCCCUCAUCUGCAUGGAUCCUACGCCAUGAAUAUCAUCUGCAGUACUUUGUGUUAGCAUUGGCUCAGAAAAUGGCAGGCACUUGUCCGAAUUACACCCAGCAUGCCUCACUCCAUCACUGUGUUGCCAUGGCAUUGCUAAGCCGCCUGUUGCCAGGGAGCGAGCAUCUGGCUCACAAGGUCCUACUGGAUCUUGCCUUUAAUCCAGAGUUUCUUCCUGAAGGGAAAGCUGGAGGGCCAGAAGCAGCUGACUUCUCUGAUAUUCUGCAUCUGGGUACCAGUGCAAAACUGGCACAGCCUGGCUCUGCGACAGCAGUUUUUUCAAAGGUUACUCGUGGUGCCCUGCUGAGAGAAUCGUAUCAGAAUCUACCUUCCAUUCGUUCCUGUUACCUUUCUCAUUUUGUCCACUUGCAGCCUACUCUUCUGCAUUCCCAAGCGUCCUACCAAGGGCGGAAUUACCUCAUCCAGUCAAUGCUGCUUCCUGAGGUCAGAGGGCCCAUCCUGCCUUCAGACUGGCCGUUCUUUCCACUUAUCAGCCUCUACAACAAAGUGACUAAUGCAGAGACACGUGGGGCUGUACUGAACUCUCUCCCACUUGAUCUCGUCAAUACUGUGACCUGGAACUUGCAAUGGGUCUUACUGCUGGAAACCUGGCGUGAUAAAACCCUUCAGAGCAUCCCUACUGCUGCCAAACUUGCACGGCUUAUGUGUGUCUUCCUCACAGGCUGUGACCUCUUUCUAGAAGCACCAAUCCACCGCUACACAGCUGGCCUUCUCUCUGUGUACUGCCAGCCCAAGGCCCUGGACUCCCUGAACUUGGAUGCUCCUCUCCCUGGUUUGGCAUCCUUCCAUGACCUCUAUAGAAGUCUCCUGGAGCAGUUUGAAGGUGUCUCCUUUGGAGACCCACUGUUUGGAGUCUUUGUUCUUCUACCUCUACAGAAGCGUUUCAAUGUUCAUCUGCGUCUCUCUGUUUUUGGGGAGCACACAAAUAUCCUGCGGGCACUUGGAGUGCCGUUACAGCAGUUCCCUGUGCCGCUUAAGCGAUACACUUCCCCUCCUGAGGAUAACCUGAACCUCCUGCGGCUCUACUUCCGAACACUGGUCACUGGUGCGCUGCGUCACACCUGGUGCCCUGUUCUUUACGUGGUGGCUGUGGCUCAUGUGAACAGCUUUAUUUUCUCCCAAGAAAGCGCGACGCAGGAGACUGAUGCUGCUCGGAAGAGCAUGCUGCGGAAAACAUGGCUGUUGGUGGAUGAGAAUUUGAAAAAACACCUGCUGUACUACAGACUGCUGAAUGCAGAGAACCCUAUGGGAUUUGACCUUUAUGAGCAGCUCCCUCCCGUGAGACUGAAGUACCUGCAGAUGGUGACACAGAAAGAAAAUAAGGAGAAUGCACCAGCGCUAGACUCAUAGCAAAACACUUGUGCAAGAAGAGAGCCAAGGUGAAGAAUGGAAGAGCUCAGUUUAUACUUCACUGAUGAAACUACUUGCAGCUCAGAUGGUUUUAGUAUUUACCUGGACAUUCUUGGCAUCUUUGCCACGUGAAGCACUGAUAGAAUGCUCCCACGUCUGCAGAACAAUGCACAGUAUUUGUGUGUGUGGCCUUUCUGUGUUAAAUGUUGGAGCAUUUUCCUUCAUUUUCUUUCGUGUUCUUCUUCUUCUUCCCAGAGAAGGUGAGGAUGUGUCUGAAAGGCACUGGACUGUUGGAUGAACUGAAGGAAUUGGAAAAGCUAUUUCGUUCAGUCAGGCUGGAAACUGAGUUUUCAAGAUGAUGUCUGUCUUCCCUAGAUAUUUCCCUUGCUUUUUUUGUACCCUGAAUUUUGAAUGGUCCUUUCCCCACACUAUCCCCUGCAAAUAGAAUGAUGAUGUGACAGGGAAAAAGCUGAUCCUGAGAGCUCUUUUUUCCCUUACAUUUAAUAUAUAUAUAAGCAGUUUCUCCAGGAUAGUGUUCUGUGCAUACAGAUGUAUUGCGUCAGACCUCUAAGAAAUAUUAAUACCUAAUGCAGUGGUACAAACAUGAAUAUCUUCCCUUGGCUGUCUUUUGGAUAGUCUCUAAACUGUUUUCUUUUUUCCCUUAAUUUGGUUCCAUGUAUAACAAGAUCAAAAAUAAUUUAGAGAAAAAAAAAGUAUCUGCUUGUUUAGCUAGAAUAUGUAUUGAUUGCCUUCUGAGGAGAAUGCAAUUUCAGUGUUGAAGUGGAGUUUCUUAGCUCAAAUGUAAUUUUAUCAAUGUUUAAUUUGAUCCCACUUCUACAUCCAAAUUCUAUAUUGCAGUCUUAGACACAAGGCUAAAAGGCUCCUCACAAGUGCCACAUCAAGUCCAGAAUUUACUCUAGGUUUGAUCCCCCUGGAUGUUUUCUUUAUAUCCAGUAAUUUUUGCAGAACUACAGUCACUCUGGCAGGCUUUUGUUUGGAGAAGUUUAACAAGGUUUGUUCAUAAAAGUAUUUCUGAUUUUUUGUUCUUACAAAUAAAUUCCUCUGGAAGGUGCAGGGUAAUGCCUAGUCUGAAGGCCUAAGCUCCUGUUGCUACCUAUCAAACAGGCCAAGUUAGCUUCCCUCCAAAGAAACCAUGCCUGUAUUAACCUUGCUCCAGUCAAUGUCCCAAGAGAAAUAUGAAACACUGUUAAUAGGCCUGCUUGUAGUUAUUGAAAUUGUUCAGACAAGAAACAAAGUCCAGAUAGCAACUUUAUAGAAUCAAAGAAUCAUUUCGUUUGGAGAAGACCUUUUAAGAUCAUUGUGCCCAAUGAUAACAGUAUCUUCCUUUCACCUGAAAAGUCAAGUGUUGCUGCCCCCUCAAAUGGCUACAUAAUCACAUAGAGCUUAGGGCAUUUGUGACUGGGUUGCUGUCUUUGUAUUGGCAGUUUUCUAAGUGUAUCAGUCCCCCUUAAGUUGCCAAAAAAUAAACAGUUUCAUUUUCCUUCACCUUAUUUCAGAAAGGGCAAAACUGCAUUUCCAUUCAGUCUUUUUUCUGCUUUUAUCUAGAUGGUGAGAGCCCAGCAGUUGUCUUUCAAGAGCAAUGGAUGGUAAAAUAUAAGGACUCCUAGCUGCCCCUUUAAGACCAACCUUCAUCAAGGACUUUGCCUUUUGCUUUUUAGACCACCAGUUAUAAAAUCUCUUCCAGUACUUUGUGCGAUGCAAAGUUGAGUUUUGUAUUGUGUACAGGGUGUAAAUAAAUAUUUUGAGAACU